Molecule: messenger RNA, 588 nt
Organism: Rotaria sp. Silwood1
Lineage: Eukaryota; Metazoa; Rotifera; Eurotatoria; Philodinida; Philodinidae
Source: the annotation of a GenBank genome assembly
AUGAAACCAUCUAAAAAAGAUGUUAAUCGACGCAUUCGUAGUGAAUUUCCAUAUAAAGUUGAAAAAUUAACACAAGUAUCAAUUGCUGUAGAUGACAAUAUUCAAUUAGCAGCGACAAUAUGGAUGCCGCGAAAUGAUAAUGAUCAGUCAAUAAAUGAAGAAAAGUUUCCAAGUAUUUUAGAAUAUCUACCAUAUAGGAAAUCAGAUUGGACAUCAACAAGAGAUGAAAUUCGUUUAAAAUACUUAUCCGGUUUCGGAUAUGUUUCGAUUAGAGUUGAUAUUCGAGGAACUGGAAAUUCUCAAGGAGUAUUUGAUGAUGAAUAUUCAGAACAAGAAUUAUCUGAUGGAUUAAAAAUUCUCGAUUGGAUUCAAAAUCAAACAUGGUCGAAUGGAAAAGUCGUUAUUUAUGGAAAAUCUUGGGGUGGUUUUAAUGGAUUACAAAUUGGUUUUCUUCAACCUAAAAAUUUAUCUGGAAUUAUUUCUGCUUAUUCAACAGAUGAUCGUUAUAAUAAUGAUAUUCAUUAUUAUGGUGGAUGUUUACCAGCACAAGAAGGUUUUCUUUCAAAAAUUCAUUGUCAAUUCAAAUAA